Messenger RNA from Neodiprion fabricii, 2124 nucleotides. RefSeq names its product protein spindle-F (gene spn-F). The transcript is spliced from 5 exons. The coding region runs from base 310 to 1398 and encodes 362 amino acids. NCBI's taxonomy places the organism in Eukaryota, Metazoa, Arthropoda, Insecta, Hymenoptera, Diprionidae. The record is from RefSeq and is a predicted model, not a curated record.
CAGCCAAUGGCAGAUUCAUACAUAAUGAUGAAAAAUCUUUAUCGGACAGCAAGGCUGCGAACUACACGUACAUCGAUUUUUCUAUUCGACAGCUGUUCACAGCACUUCGAGUUUUGACAAAUACACAUUAAGAUUUCAGAAAGUGGAGAACGCCUAAUACUUGAAAGUGCGUGAAAUAUUAGAGAAUCGAAAAGUGAUAUGUGAUACGCGUGGCGCUGUGGGUGACUAAUUCAUUCAUCAGCUAAUCCUGUACAUCCCAGUUGAAUAGCGUGCCGAUUGUCUAUUAGUUAAGAAUAGUAAUUUUCAACGAUGUCUGAAAUAUUGGAUGAAAAUUUUGGAUCCCAAUAUGCGCUUCAGGUUGCUUUACAAACAAUGAAAGAACGCUGUCAACAAUUUCAAAAGAGACUGGACAUCGCAGAACGGGAGAAUGCUAGUCUGCGCGUAAAAUGCUAUAGAGAAUCCAGCACAGCUAUGCUUCCUGCCACUGGAGAUAACCAAAUUACCGAAUUACAAAUUUUGACCGAUAAAGUCGAGCAGCUGACAAGGAUAAAGACACAGUUAACACAUCACAUAUUCAUGGUCGCAAAUGAAAAUCGUCAACUGUGGAAACGUUUGUCACGAUUAACAAAGACGAAUAAGAAUCUUGGAAAUCAUUUAAAUAAAAUAUCAGAUGCUCUACAGCAACAUCCAUCUACUCAACCCCUGGAAGCUCUGUCUUAUAAUAUGAGACUGGACUUCAACCUCAGCAAAAAUGAAUCAGACCAGUUUCUCGUGCCUGCUGAUCUUGGUAAGAUUGUUUCACAAUCCAACGAAACUAGUUUGGAAGAAAUUUCAUUGAAACUAAUAAAUAGUAUUAAAAUGGAAAAGUCUGAGUUGGAGCAGCAAUAUGCAGAGAUGGUAGAAAUGCAGAAUACUUCUGAAAUUAAUCUCCAGAACAUGGACUAUUUUUAUCCUGAGUCUAUGAACUCUGAUUGUAUGGAACAAUUGAAACAACAUGAUACAAGAUUGUCUCAUACAAAACACAUAUUACUCUCACAGCAGACCAAGCUUAAAACAAUUAUAGGAAAAUUGAAAACAAUAAAGAAAGGAGCAAUGUGUAAGAGUUGUCGUGACAAUGCUAGGAAAAAAAUGUGUCAAGCAGGAACUCAGUUUAAUUCAGAUGACAGCUUAAAAGAAAAUGGUGCUACACAAACAAGUCUCAUUCCGAACUCCACCGCAUUACCAGAAAAUAUGAAUUAUACGACAGACGGGUGCAGUGAAGUUGAAAACAAAAUUUGCCCUAUGUGUGAAAUGAUAUAUGGAAAAACAAUCAAUUGCGCGGAAUUUCACGAACAUGUUUUAAGUCAUUUUUCGGACGAAGAAAAUUCACCCGGAUGUGAUUUCGAAAUAAUUCAGUAGCAUUUAGUUUUUAUUAAUUGCUACAUCCGUAGACAAUUAAUUAGCAGCCAUCUAUUAUCUAUUUUAUAAAUUAUGAAAAAAAAUGUAAAAUAAUAUAUAACAAGAAGCGAAUGGUAUAAUUAUAUGAACGUAUGUACGUAUAAUGAAUGAUGUAUGCAUAUUUCUGUGUCUUCUUGGCUUAAUUCUUAAACUACAAAUUAUAAUCAUUUUUACGAAGGAUGAAAUGCAUUCAAAAUAACACGAAACCAAAUAUCAUGUACUACUCAGGCGUGUAUUUAUUUUUAUUCAAUUUUUAUCCUUUUAGAAUUAAUUGCUAUAAAGUUCAAAGUGAUAAAUCGGUUAGCAAAGUGAAACCAUUUUGACACUAAGGCCAAUCUUUUCUUAUACCUAUACUUUAAUACACCUGCAAAAUGCUACAAAAGUAGGUUUAAAAAAACUACAAUACUCAAAAAAUCUCAGGACCAGUUAAUUUUCACGAGUUUAAACUUUGGUUUAAACUAAGCUCAAUUCUAUGCUCGAUGCAAUUUAAACAAAGUUUGUUUCUGAUUCGUUGAACUGCGUUGUUCGAAUGAGAUCAGAGGUAAGCCUUGAAAUUGAAUACUGGGCUUUAGCUAAAAGUAAUUACUAAUACGUAGCUUAGUAUACAGGUUAUACUAUUAUCGCAAUAUACGAUCUACAUGUAGUAUCUAACACAGAUAGCAUCAACGGCUGUCAAGUCUUCAGAUU